AUGUUACAGAUAUCGAAAGGAACCAAGGAAGAUAAAAAUGGAUUUGAAGUCUUCUUUUACCUGAAAAACGUUAAUCCUGAGAAUAAAGCAGCUCAAGAUGUAUAUGUUAACGCCACUAUAUCUGUUGGUCUUCCAGAAUCUCAUUAUAAUAGUUAUGUUGGUAGUGUUUAUUCUCGUGGAGAGUUAAAAGCAUCCCAUGGAUUUAGAUGGACCCACUUUGCAUCGCUGGAUGAAAUAAAACAAAGACUUGUUGGAGAUACAUUGACUAUAUCAGUUCGUGUAGGAAGAGACCUUUGUGCAAAGAGCAACAGACCAGUAGAUCCCAUAAAAACAAAGAUCCUGAAUCUCGAAAAGUACACUGACUCAAAGAUGUUCCACGACGUACUCAUUCACAUCAAUAAUGACAGGAACAAUCGGAAAAAAGGAGACAACCCUCCUAAAAUUAACUAUUGUGGUGAAGAAGAUGAUCAUGACUUUUUGUACUAUAAUGCAUCAGGAAAUCGUACCUUUUACAGCCACAAGGUCAUUUUGUGUGGAGCUUCUGGAUGGUUCAAAAAGAUGCUUGAGCCCAAAAAUGGAGCUACGCAAAAAGUAGAACUGACACUUAAUAAUGUUGAUCCCGAAGUUUUUGAAACGUUACUGUGUUGUGUAUACUCUUCUGAGCUUCUUGUGGACGAUUUUGUUGGUGCGAUUGAUCUAUUAAUACCUGCUAAAGAAUUUGGAUUCAAGACACUUUGUUCCCAGAUCAUGCGGUUCUUUAGACAAGAUAUUAACCACCAAAAUAUUUGGCUAGUGUGGAGUAUGGCUAACAGAACUGCUUGCACACAGACCGAAACUGCAUGCCGAAAGUACCUUGAGGAAAAUCCAGUCUUGUCUAUGAAAAAUGCUUGCUGGCUUGCGGUUAAAAGCUCGCUUGCUAUUAAUUUCAUGAGUAUGGAGACAUUUACCAAACCUGUUGAUGAAUCUAUAUUUUUUGAAGCAGCUGUAGCAUGGAGAACUCAAAACAUGGAAUGGACUCUUAAUGGUGGUGGUCCAAUCCACGAGGAAAAUGCUGUCGCAAUAGAAAGGGGCUUUUCUGAAAUGAUUCGUUGUGUACGAUUUCCACAGAUGGAUCCGCAUUAUCUAACAAAUGUUGUGGAGAAAGAAGUUGUGUUUAAGAACAUGAAAGGAAGCAAAGAUCUGAUACUUGAAGCCUACCGGUUUCAUGCGGGCGCAAGUGAGCCUAGCUCUUUUAGAUGUUAUCCUCGGUAUUCUCCUAGUGAGAGUAUAGCAUCAAAGGCGCUGGUUAAGAAAACAUCCUAA
Messenger RNA from Phycomyces blakesleeanus NRRL 1555(-), 1302 nucleotides. RefSeq lists its product as hypothetical. The record is from RefSeq and is a predicted model, not a curated record. The coding region runs from base 1 to 1302 and encodes 433 amino acids. NCBI's taxonomy places the organism in Eukaryota, Fungi, Mucoromycota, Mucoromycetes, Mucorales, Phycomycetaceae. Gene Ontology annotation, molecular function: protein binding. The transcript is spliced from 7 exons.